AUGUGUGGGCGCUACGCACUAGGCGUGCGCUUGGCGUACAUUCAACAGCAGCUGCAAGAGCGAGGCAUGCAAGUAGAUGAAGCUCCAGAGGACGAAGAAGUCCGCGAGACAUACAACUUUGCGCCAGGCAGCUUUGGCGCAAUCUACCGCGCCGAUGUCCCUGAACCUAAGUCUCGUUCCGAGCGAGACACAGAGGCCGGCCAAGAGCAAAACGACAAUGUUCCAGAGCAAGAGGAACAAGUCAAUGAGAAAUCAGGCGACACUACAGCCAUGGGCCAGCCCAAAUACAAGCUUCAAAGCAUGAAAUGGGGCCUCAUCCCCUUUUGGACCAAGCGACAGCCAGACUAUGGUUCCAUGUUGCGAACAAUCAAUUGUCGCGAUGACUCGUUAAUUGAGAAUCGCGGCAUGUGGACGACUAUGAAACAGCGCAAAAGAUGUCUCGUUAUCUGUCAAGGCUUCUAUGAGUGGCUGAAGAAGGGACCAGGGGGCAAAGAGAAGGUUCCACAUUUCGUUCGGCGCAAGGACGGUGAUCUAAUGUGCUUUGCUGGACUAUGGGACUGCGUGAAAUAUGAAGACUCGGAUCAGAAGCUGUACACGUACACCGUGAUUACAACAUCUUCAAACUCUUAUCUGAAAUUCCUCCAUGACAGGAUGCCUGUUAUCAUGGAUUACGGAAGUGAAGAGAUGAGGACAUGGCUCGAUCCCAGCCGGAAGACCUGGUCGAAGGAGCUGCAAUCCAUUCUGAAACCAUACGAGGGCGAGCUCGAGUGCUACCCCGUCUCUAAGGAAGUGGGCAAAGUGGGCAAUAACUCGCCGGACUUUAUUAUUCCUGUGAACAGCAAAGAAAACAAAAGCAACAUUGCCAACUUUUUCGCCCAUGCCAAAGCGAAGGACGCGUCUCCGAAAAAAGAGCCUGGUAUCAAGGUUGAAGGAGAUGAAGUCAAAGAGCAUAUCGCUGCGCAUGGCACGAAGAGGGAAUAUACGCCGGAAAUAAAAAGUCCUGAUAACGAAAGCAAGAAACAAAAGGUCCAUCCAGGCCCAGUCUCACCCUCGCUGCAGAAAUUCAAAACGCGCAGUGCAACACACAAUAAGCCGAUGAAGAAGGCUGGGGCAUCCAAACCACCUGACGGAUCACAACGAAUAACGAACUUUUUUAAGAAAUAA
Messenger RNA from Penicillium cataractarum, 1164 nucleotides. Its product is annotated as SOS response-associated peptidase. The coding region runs from base 1 to 1164 and encodes 387 amino acids. The record is from RefSeq and is a predicted model, not a curated record. The transcript has 3 exons. NCBI's taxonomy places the organism in Eukaryota, Fungi, Ascomycota, Eurotiomycetes, Eurotiales, Aspergillaceae. Gene Ontology annotation, molecular function: single-stranded DNA binding. Gene Ontology annotation, biological process: DNA damage response.